Drosophila gunungcola (fruit fly) is the source of this 9081-nucleotide messenger RNA. RefSeq names its product neuronal acetylcholine receptor subunit alpha-7 (gene nAChRalpha5). The transcript is spliced from 13 exons. Gene Ontology annotation, biological process: chemical synaptic transmission; regulation of membrane potential; nervous system process. NCBI's taxonomy places the organism in Eukaryota, Metazoa, Arthropoda, Insecta, Diptera, Drosophilidae. The record is from RefSeq and is a predicted model, not a curated record. Gene Ontology annotation, cellular component: synapse; neuron projection; postsynaptic membrane. Gene Ontology annotation, molecular function: acetylcholine-gated monoatomic cation-selective channel activity; transmembrane signaling receptor activity. The coding region runs from base 2094 to 4550 and encodes 818 amino acids.
UCACUUCCAGCGCCGCCUGGCUGGCAAUGCUGCACGGGCAUCGGACUCAGUUGGUGUUCCGGUUUCGGGUUGUGCUGUCAGUUGCCUUUUGCCUCCAUGCACAGCGGCUGAGCGAUUGAACGAUUGAACGGUUGGACGGUUGGUUGAGCGGUGGAGCCGUUGAGAGUGUGCUAACGGAGCUGGAGAGUUUAGCCGCGCUGCCCGUGGUCUGUGUCUGCGUCUGUGUCCGUGUCCGUGCGUAUCUCCGUGCGUGUGCGUCUCUCUCCGAGUGUGUGUGCGUAUGCCUGUGCGUGUGUGUGCCUGUUGUCUGUCGCUAACGGUGCGCGCGCUGUGUAUGUGUGCACAACAAUACUAUACAUAUAUAUAUUUAUAUAUAUAUAUAUAUACUAAUACAAGUGUGGCCCGCACUCACACACGGCCAGCAGAUAAUUUAUUUCAAAUAUGUACAAUAAUUCCAGCAGCCGUCGACACGCAUAACACAGGCAAUGGAUGGCAGAACUAAAACCGGAUACCCGCAUAAACAAAUAUAAGCCUACAUAUAAUACAUUAAACUAAGCAAUAUUUAAUUUGGUUGAAAGUCUAAAAGUUGCGGAAAUAAACAUCAACCAGUGAAAAUUCUUUAAUCGUUGAUUUCGCGAACAAAUUAAACCAUGACUAAAGCAAUUUUGUAAUUAUAACAAAGACAAAUCGAACGGAAAAAGGUAGUUAAUAAAUAACGAUGUUGCAAAACUAAAAAAAAAACACUUUAAGCCAGUUGUAAACAUUAAUACCGUCAUACAUCAUAUAAAAGCAUACAUACCUAAAUUCAAAACACACAAUGACAAAACAAUUUUAAUAUCCACAAAAACAAAAUAAGAACAAAAGCAAACCAGAGCAUAUAUUAACUUGAAUAAGAAGUGUUCUAUUAUAUAGAAAACUCAUUUUGUAAGUGAUGUUUAAAUUCGAUAAGCAACUGAAACGCGCACAAGAUUGAUACAAAUUUUUAAUAAUAAAACGUUAAAGCAUAAGGACCACCCCAAGAGAACUACAGCUCAAUUGGCUAAAGAAUAAAAACGGGAUAAUUAGGAAAUUCCUUGAAGAUCUUCGAUUUACUGAAAUUGAAUUAAUCGAUUCAACUCGAUACAAUACAUACGCAUAUUUCAAUAAUCGCAUCUAACUAAAUAAUAAUUAUUAUUGAACUAAAAUUAAUUGCAUUAACUUCAUUACUUAUCAAACCAAAAAUCUGAAAGAAAAAUUAAAUAAAAAAGGUUGAGCACUUGUUAUAAAACAACGCAAGAAAAAAUCAAGCAAGUUUAACUCACAAAUCAGUAAACGGUAUAAAUCUACAAACAAUUAUUCCACACGAUCAGCUCAAUCCUUAUAUGCCAAUUGGAAAAAAUUUUGAUUGCAAAAAAUACGGAAAAGGAAUAUAUAGCCGCCAUUUUUGCAUACACAGAAAAGAAAGAAGUCAAGUAAAUCAAUAGUAACCAAAUGCUACAAAGCACUGCCAUAUACAACUGCAACGGAUUGCAUUGUGAGAACUAAUUGAAUAGCUCAACAUUUAUAGAAAAACAACACGAGAGUAUAGAGUCAUAAUAAUAAUAGCAACUACAGAAUAGAACAACUAUACAAGCUCGGAGACCACGAACAAAUGAGAGAGAAAACGCAAAACAGGAACAUAAACAGCAAAUUAAGAACUUGUAAAAUCUCCCAGUUUCUCCUAAUGAAUGAAGCCGAAAAACGGGAAAGGAAGUUGAUAUAUAAACUUUUAUUGUAGGAAAUAACUCAUAAAAAGAAUAGGAAAACGCUCUUCGGGUUGUAAAGAAAAUAAGAAGACAUAAUAAUGUUGCAAACAAUAAAACAUAUACUUGCCAUAUUGAUAUAAAAGGAGAACGUUGAAAGGCGGUGAAAAUUUCAUAAGAUUAGUAGGUAUUAAGGAAAGCCCUGGCACACAACACAAAAGGAAAUAAGGGAACUAAACCCCCUCAAAAAAGAAGGAACAAUGAAAGCUGCAGCAGCUGGAUAAGGCCGAAAAAAUCACAAAAUUAAAUUAUAGUAAUCUAGUAGGAAGCAGACAACAUAUCCGCUGGAAACAACCAACACCGAAAGAGACUAUGAAAAAUGCACAACUGAAACUGACUGAAGUUGACGAUGAUGAGCUGUGGCUGGCAGUAAGAUUAGCGCACUGCACCACCAGCAGCAGCAGCAGCAGCAGCAGCAGUUGCAGCAGCAGCAACACCAAUAGCAACCCGAGCAACAGCAACAGCAGCAACAACAAGAGGCUUAGCCAGCAACUCACCCAACUGCAACCAAGGAGCUUAAGUACAAAACACCACAGCAACAUUGCAAACAAGCAGCACAAUAGCCAAGAACAGAAGCCAGCACCAAAAGCGGAAUAUGUAGCCACCCACGUGAGCAGCAAUGACCAGCAGCAACAGCUAGACAGCAGCAACAUGUUGUCGCCAAAGUCAGCCGCAGCAAUAGCAUUUGCUGGCGGCGAUCAAGCAACAACCCAACAACCAACAAACAUAAGACUGUGUGCACGCAAGAAACAAAGAUUGCGUCGCCGACGAAAAAGAAAACCAGCAGCCCCAAGCGAAGCAGAAGCAGCAACAGCAACAGCAGCAGCAGCAGCAGCAUCAGCAGCCACAUUAAUAGCAGCAACAACUAGCAAUAGCAACAGCAUAAGCACCAGCAAUCUGCAUCCGAUAGCCACCUACAUGCAAUGUCGCACCAACGACAACGACACCAGCAGUCCGAAAUCAAGUCAUGACCUGUACCCGGCCACCUUCGUGAGAAUGUUGCAGGUGUUGCUGGUAUCGCUGCAACAGUGGCAACUUCACGUGCAACAGCGAGCGGUACUUCUGGUCAGAGGGAUCGCGAUCAGCACCACCACCUUCAUUUCCUAUUUAGGCAGCUUUGCGGCGCAGCUGAGGAGCAGAUGCCAUCACAGCAGCAGUUCCAGUAACCACAGCAGCAGCAGCAGCACGCAAAUAAUCAACGGACUUAAUAAGCACUCAUGGAUAUUUUUAUUGAUAUAUUUGAAUUUAUCUGCUAAAGUUUGCCUAGCAGGAUAUCAUGAAAAGAGACUGUUACAUGAUCUUUUGGAUCCCUAUAACACACUAGAACGUCCCGUUCUCAAUGAAUCGGACCCGUUACAAUUAAGCUUUGGGUUAACUUUAAUGCAAAUUAUCGAUGUGGACGAGAAAAAUCAAUUGCUAGUCACGAAUGUGUGGUUGAAACUAGAGUGGAACGACAUGAAUCUGCGCUGGAACACCUCCGACUAUGGAGGAGUGAAGGAUCUGCGCAUUCCGCCGCACAGGAUUUGGAAGCCGGACGUGCUGAUGUACAACAGUGCGGAUGAGGGAUUCGACGGCACCUACCAGACGAACGUGGUGGUGCGGAACAACGGAUCGUGCCUGUACGUGCCGCCGGGGAUCUUCAAGUCGACAUGCAAGAUCGACAUCACGUGGUUCCCCUUCGACGACCAGCGCUGCGAGAUGAAGUUCGGCAGCUGGACCUACGACGGAUUCCAGCUGGAUUUACAAUUACAAGAUGAAACUGGCGGUGAUAUCAGCAGUUACGUGCUCAACGGCGAGUGGGAACUACUGGGUGUGCCUGGCAAGCGUAACGAGAUCUAUUACAACUGCUGCCCGGAACCCUAUAUAGAUAUAACCUUCGCCAUCAUCAUCCGCCGCCGUACGCUGUACUAUUUCUUCAACCUGAUCAUACCCUGUGUACUGAUUGCCUCCAUGGCCUUGCUCGGAUUCACCCUGCCGCCGGAUUCGGGUGAAAAAUUAUCACUGGGUGUUACCAUCUUGCUCUCGCUGACCGUGUUUCUCAAUAUGGUUGCCGAGACAAUGCCGGCCACUUCCGAUGCGGUGCCAUUGUUGGGUACAUAUUUCAAUUGCAUAAUGUUUAUGGUAGCUUCAUCCGUUGUGUCAACGAUUUUAAUAUUAAAUUAUCAUCAUCGAAAUGCUGAUACGCACGAAAUGUCCGAAUGGAUACGCAUCGUGUUUUUAUGCUGGCUGCCAUGGAUCCUGCGAAUGAGUCGACCGGGCCGCCCACUGAUCCUGGAGUUCCCGACCACGCCCUGUUCGGACACAUCUUCCGAGCGCAAGCACCAGAUACUCUCCGAUGUUGAGCUGAAAGAGCGCUCGUCGAAAUCACUUCUGGCCAACGUUCUAGACAUCGACGAUGACUUCCGGCACAAUUGUCGCCCCAUGACGCCCGGCGGAACACUGCCACACAAUCCGGCUUUCUAUCGCACCGUCUACGGUCAAGGCGACGAUGGCAGCAUUGGACCAAUUGGCAGCACCCGAAUGCCGGAUGCGGUCACCCAUCAUACGUGCAUCAAAUCAUCAACAGAAUAUGAAUUAGGUUUAAUCUUGAAGGAAAUUCGCUUUAUAACUGAUCAGCUACGUAAAGAUGACGAGUGCAAUGACAUUGCCAAUGAUUGGAAAUUUGCAGCUAUGGUCGUUGACAGACUGUGCCUUAUCAUAUUCACAAUGUUCACAAUAUUAGCCACAAUAGCUGUACUACUAUCAGCACCACAUAUUAUUGUCUCGUAGCCAUAUGGGCGAGGUGGUUAUUGUUAUUGGUUUUAUUAUAAAAUCAAUUUGUUAAUUAUUAAAUUAAUAACGAAACUUUUUAAGUAAAUUAAAACUAAAAAAGCAUAAAAAAACCACAAAAAAAUAGGAAAACACAUGAUAAAAAACCAUUGACUAAAUAAUACAUCUAAAAAUAUACUACAAAAAAAAAACAACUAAAAAUUCGUCUCUGAAAACACAAUAAUUUAUUUAUAAAACUCUCGUUUAAAAUGUCUUUCUUUAAAAUCAAACAGACACUAAAAAAGAGACUUAAAACCACAUCAUAUACUAAAACGUUAAAAACUAACUAAUUCCAAUUUUCCUAAUUCUAUACAAAAAAUCUAGAUAAUGGUAAAUCAAAGAAAUCCCCUUCCUUCCCCGCAAGCCACCACAAGCCAGUAUCUAUAUUUCUUCCAUUGAAUAUAUAUAUAUACAUAUAUGUUUGACAAGCGAGCAAAACGGGUAUAUUUUCUUUUAAAUUUUAUAUUUUAUAGAAUAAGCGAGGCGAUUUCAACAAAGUAGUCACACGAAUUUUCGAAACUUUUUUUUUGACAGACUUCAAAGGAAAUUGCGGUAUUUCAAAGCAAAAGCAAAACCCCAGACCUUUUUGGAAGACUUCAAUUUGUGAGCUUUAUAGUAGAAAAUAUAGGUGGGAAAUUUGCAACGUGUAUAUGAUAUGAAAACCCAACGUUUUUGGAUCUACAGAAGGACAACUAAAUUUGUAAUCUUCUUCAGCAUUGAAGUCAGUCCAGGGACUUGUUCCGAGCAAUUUUUUGCUUACAAUUAGUACUUAGGCCAAUCAAAUCAGUCCUCCACAUCCCCCUCUCUAGACGAAACUGCAUUUCCAAAACAGAACCAAUUAACCCUACAUAUCCUUAACUGUGUAUCUAGAUCCCAGUCCCUUAUUUGAUCUUAAGUUCAAUGUCUAACCGAAACUUGAUAAAUCCAAAACCAAAACCCAAAAACUAAAAACUAAAAACUAAAAACCAAACCCCUUAAAGCUUACCAAAACCAAUAGAAUAACCAAUCUAAAUUGGAAUUACGAAAAUUCACUGGAAUAUAACAAAGAAAUUUGAAAAAUCAAAAUGAUGAUGAAAAGAGCAAAGAAAAUAAGAGUAAUUGGGAAGAGACGAGGCACAACAGGUAAUGAAGAGCCCAGAAUGCGUUCAGUAAAUGAAAUGUAUCCGAAGGACUGCAUUUCAUGUUGACUGGCGCCGUAAGAGGAAAUGAAUUUAUGAAAUUAAAUGGUUGCGAGCAAUAAUAUCUGCGUGUUGAUGAAUUGCAUGAUUUUUGGUGAUGCAAACGAUGAUCGAUCGAACUAUUGCGCAAGGUCCACGACAGAGGCAAGAGUUCGCUCCUUCAGCGCAUUGAGAACAGCUACACAGUCUAACUUUCGGUAUUGAUUUCCCUUAUUUACACUUUCGUUUUGUUUUCGAUUAUUGAAUACUAAAAGAUAAGGACACCAGAAAGCAAUUCAACACAGAAUACAAGUCAAACAAUCGAUUGGAAUAGAGGCAAGCCAACAAAUACAGUAUGCGAUACCAAUAUACCAAGAUACCAAUAACAAUGAACAUCACAAGACCCUAGAACACUUAACAUGCGGGUGCAUGGGUAAUUAUGUGCUUGCUUUAGUGUGGAGCGCACAAAACAUACUUGAUCACAGACCACGACAACCAAAACAUAUAAACCAAGGAGCUUUAUACAGAUAUAUAUGAUGGAGUUUAGCGUGAGUCAAUCUGACCCAACUUUUCAUAUAUUUGUACCACACACGAAUCCACACAACACACACACUCGGUUGUUCGGUGGCCGGUUAAUCCCAAUAUUAUAAUCUUAAAGUAUGUUUCUGUCCGCUAACUAGACAAGCACACAAUUCGAUAACAAAACAAAGAAAUACAAGAAACAAAAAUCUUAAAAAUUAACACGGAAUGGGAGUUGAAUGAGGAAAUGCGAAGGGAAGGUUGGUGAGACUCCAACCGAAAGACUCCUAAAAGGGUCUGCUUCGUAUUUUCUGAUGGGACCCCGUUCCCAAGAAUAGAAAAAAAGCAAAACUGUGUUGGACGAAAUUUCACACUGACUUUUCUUUCCACACAAAAGCAAAGAAAACGUUCGAAAUGGAAUUAGCUUUUUAAUUUUUAAGUUACAGUUAUUCUGCUUCUAAUUGUAAAUCUUGUGCAAUGUAAACAAUCAGAAUUUUCUUUGAAUAUAAACAAUAUGAACACACCAAAACCAAAACGAAAAAAACAUAAGCAAACACAGUAAGAAAUGCAAAAAAAAAUGCAGAAGUAAAUAAAGGAAAUAUGAUUAGCUACUAAAUGACGUCAUUCAACUUAGACUAGGCUACACAAAAACCCAUAAAUUGUUAAGAUUCUAUCCAAAGCGCUAAGCAUGCGAAGUCACAAAACAUACUAGAAAUAGAUUUACAUACAAACAAUAAAUAUAUUUCGAAUAACGAACAAACAAGAUGAGAAACUAUGCAUAUUGACACAAUUGGUUUUUACGUGAUUUCAUUAACGGAUUUCGAACAUCAAUUUCAUACAGAUUUUGUAUACCAAACUAUACAAAUUUCUGACUUACUCUAUUUUUGGUUUUUUUUUUUAUUUUCGAAUGACUCAAGAACAUUUAUAAUUAAGGUCUAGCUUUUGAUAAUCGAUCCGAAGUGUAAAAUAAUAUGAGAACUUGUUAUAUUUUGAUGAAAGGUGAAAUUCUUUUACAUUUUGUUGUACUGCCCACAAAAUAGCUUGAAAGCCAAUGGAUCGGAGAAGGAAUAAAUUUGUGGGGUCUUUUCUUAAUGUAUUUGAUAAACAUAUUUUUUUUUAUAUGCUUUUCCAAUGCGAAUGUCAGUGAGAACAAUUAACGAUAGAUUUCAAUCCUAACGCUUAAGAGUAUUAAACAAAUAAUAAUAGAGAACAUAGCGAACAAGCUGCCAGCAUGAAAAAUAAAAACAAUAACUAAUUUUAAAUCUUUUAUACAUUUUCAUCAAUUGUGCUUAUUUAAACACAAAAGAAAACAAACCAAAAAGCCCAACUGAAAUAUCUGAUGGCCGUUUUCAAAUAGCAAUCAAUAACUGGAUUAUGUUGAAUAUCCAAUUAGCUGAAGUUGAACAGAAGUUUUCAUAAAAGCAAUUUUUAAAGAAAGUGUCACCCCCAGUAAAUAAAUACAUAGAAAAUAGAAAGGCUCUCUGGGCUGAAUAAAAUUGAUAGGCAACAUUAGUUGGAGCCAUGCAAUGGAGCAAGAUGAAGGAGUUUAAUUCUAAUAACGUUCUAGUGCAUAAAGGGGACAGUUUGGAAAAUAGUUCUUUCAUCAACCAUUAAAUACACAGUGUAUACAUAUAUGUGUAUAUUUACAUGGAUAUAUAUGUGCAUACGUAUAUACUUCUUUUUACACAGACAAACAAGUAUAUAUUAAAUAUAUAUAGUAUACUAUGUAAUAAAUUAUAAAACAAGAUAUUUGAAGCAAAUGAUGAAACUUUUUCCUACAACUAGUUGCAUUUAAAUGAAUUUUAAAAAAUAUACAUUAAAAGUAUAUAUUUCUUAAAAAACAAAAAAAAAACCAACUCCUUUCUCUAUUAAAAAUAAAAAUGAAAACACACAAAACUUUAAAUUAAUAUUUAAUUAGUCAUUUAAAAGGGUUUAAAGCAAACCAAAUCAAGCGGGAUGAAAUCGUAACCUAGUAAAUAUUUAAAUUAAAUUAAUUUUAAAAAAAGUGAAAAAGAAACAAGAACACAGAAAACAAAAGAAAAGCGCUGAUUUUUUAUGUCGUUAUUAGUAUUUAAAUUUAAAUAAUUGCGUAUAAAAAAACAUACAUAACUAAAACAAAAACACAAAAUAUAUGACAUAAAAAAUUAGAAGAAAAUUUAAAUUGGUCAUUUUGACCUAAAUAGUAAAUUAUAGAAGAAAAAUAAAAUAAAAGUUGAAAGAAACAAUGAAGAAAAGAAAAGAAGAAGCCCGAAUAAGGCGAUUGUAAAAUUUUAAUUAUUAUUCAAUAAUAAAAAUUCAAAAAGAAAAGAUUUGACAGAAAUACAAAAAAAAAGCGUAGGUUUUUUUCUCUCAAAAAUAUUACACUUGGACCAACGGCUUGGACGAUGAUGCUGAAGACAUAAGUGAAGUUUCUGCUCCUGCCGCCUACGCACAAAGGUAAAUUGUGUAAUGCUCUCGAUCGCCUCUGAGCUAGGAUUAAGGUACUCUAUAUCACACAUUUGUCACAUAUAAAUAAAAAUGUAAAUAAACAUGUAUCAAUGUUCAUUUAAACGAAAUUCAUAAUGUCACAUACUCAUAGCAAAACAACUCUUAACACACUGUAAAAAAUGCUUACAUUACGAAGUAGCAAAUGGACAAGGAAACGCUAUAAACUUAAAAAACAAAAAAAGCAGAGUCGUUUGACAUUUAUAUUCAAAGUGGUAAAAUUUCGAAAAAAAUUUUGGCAAAUUUUACUAACGGAAAAUUCUGAUUCCCUCGCGCAGUUUGUCAACAACCAGCUGAAAGCGAAAUUAAAAACCAGUUCCUUCUUUACAAUA